Sitophilus oryzae (rice weevil) is the source of this 1130-nucleotide messenger RNA. RefSeq names its product zinc finger protein 121-like. Lineage: Eukaryota; Metazoa; Arthropoda; Insecta; Coleoptera; Curculionidae. Gene Ontology annotation, biological process: regulation of DNA-templated transcription. The transcript has 8 exons. The record is from RefSeq and is a predicted model, not a curated record. Gene Ontology annotation, molecular function: RNA polymerase II cis-regulatory region sequence-specific DNA binding; DNA-binding transcription factor activity, RNA polymerase II-specific. The coding region runs from base 224 to 958 and encodes 244 amino acids.
GACAUUAAAAAUAAACAAGGACAAGUAGAAAGUAGAACAAAAAUACAGAUACUCAAAAUAAAAACAAAAAUUAAAAUCAGAUGUAAAAAUAAAAGUAUGCUUUUAUUUUACUUUUAAAAAUAUCCUUUAAAAAGCAGAGUUUGUAGGGACCAACAUAUAAUUAAUUUUAUAAGGCAAAAAUGAGUUAAAAUCCUCUAUAGUUUCCAAUUAUUUACGAAAAACUAUGAGUGAUAUAGUUGCAGGAAUAGAACAUCUCUCAGGAGCAGAAGCGAAGAAAUCUCUGGUUUUCAAAUGCUCCGAGUGUGACUACACAGCCUCCAGAAAGUUUAGAAUUGAACAGCACCAAAUUGUUCACAUACCUCUAGACAAAAGACCUAGGUACUACUGUAACCAUUGCCCUUCCAAGUUUAUUUCAGAGUACAGCUUCUACAAGCAUGUUAAAAGUAAACAUAACAGCUCAGAAACAAGGGUGGAAAAACCGGUUUUCCAAUGCUGCAGGUGUAGCUACAAGACCCACAGAAGGUAUCUCUUGGAACACCACAAAAAAUUUCACUUGCCAGAAGAAAGAACUUGGUUCCAAUGUAAGCACUGCGGUGCCAGGUAUACAACAAUGUCAGGCCUCCACAACCACUUUCAAAUUAAGCAUAGCAGUGAAACAUUGACUGGUUUUGAUUGUAAGGAAGACAUUACUAUAGAAGAAAAGAUAAAUAUAGCUGAAAUAAAUGAAUCAUUAGAAGAGAAUUCUAGUGAAUUGUGGACUGGUCUGGAUUCUAAGGAACAAAUUACCAUAGAAGAAGAAGAAAAAACAAAUAUAGAUGAAAUAAGAGAGUCAGUUGAAUACAAUCAUUCUAGUGAACUGUGGACUGGCCUGGAUUGUAAGAAAGAAAUUACCAUAGAAAAAGAAGAAAAACCAAAUAUAGAUGAAAUAACAGAGCCAGUUGAAGAUAAUUCUAGGUGAAGACAAGCACCAUGCUUCGAAGUUUUUGUUUUGAGAUAUUGGAAAUGUCAGAAUUGAAGAAUUUCCAGAACUAGUGAAAAUUGAAACUUGAAAUUAGUUUUUGAAGAACUGUGUUAUUUUUCUUUAUUGUAAUUGUAGAUAUUUUUUUAUAUUAUGUACAAAGUUCAAUACA